UUUUCCUCUCGACUCACUCAGCCCUUCGAUCUUCCUCGCAUGAGCUAAUGCUUUGACCUAACGAAGCUUCAACCGGGCCAGUUGCGGAUGUAAAACCACCCUAAAAUCUUCCGCCGGUGCCCCUGAGCUGCCGUCGCCGUCGCCGUAGCUUGGCGUCAGCGCGGAGGCCCGCUCCCGCUCCCGCUCGCCCACCCAACCCCUCCUCUCACGCGCGUCGCCGCCGUCGCCGUUUCCGUUCUAGCCCGUCGCGUCCCUGCUGUCUCCACCCCCGUCCGCAGUCCUCGACAUCCAUUUUUGAGACCUACCAUGAGCACGAAAUUGCUCAACAGCUUGAGCCUGAGGAGGCUCCUAGGACAGCAAAGAAACCCAAUCGACUUAUACACAGCAUCGCGAGCAUGGAGCUCUAGCACUUCAUUUUCUGGUGCUCAUGAGAAGAAUGGCAUGGGCGUCGAGGCAGAUGGUGAUCUUGCAGAUUCUUGGAAAGAUGCUGACUUCCGUGGUGUUUACCGGGCCAUUAUUUGUGGCAGCGUUGGACAAGUGCCUGUGCAGAAAAAAUUGAGGAACGGGCAUACUGUGACUGUAUUUACUGUCGGGACUGGAGGCAUGUUUGACCAGAGGAGGGCAGGUGCUGAAAACUUGCCAAUGCCAGCUCAGUGGCAUCGCAUAGCUGUUCAUAAUGAGCAGCUUGGUACAUAUGCUGUUCAAAAGUUGGUUAAGAAUGCUGCAGUAUAUGUUGAGGGUGAUAUUGAGACUAGAGCCUACAAUGAUAACAUCAAUAAUCAAGUGAAAAUCGUACCUGAGAUCUGUGUGCGGUUUGAUGGCAAGAUACACUUGGUUCAAUCUGGGGGCAGUGAUGUCAGCAAAUCAUUGGAAGAGUUAAGGGAAGGGCUAUUUUAGUUGCGACCUGAGGGACAAUGAGCAGCAGGAGGAGUUGGCCAACUGGAGUGUUAGAUUCAGGCAACUUUGCCAAAGCACUUUUAUUAGGUCCAUUGAUAGUAACUGGACUGGAGAACUGAAAGCCCUUGUAUAUGCAAGCGGUGCUCUCUCUGCCUUUUUGAGCGUAUGGGGGCUCUUCUGGCUGUUGAAAUCGAGUUUAUAUUGAGCUGCAGGAGAGAAACGGCGGUCUAUUGAGAUCUCUGAAGAUGCUUUUAUUUUUCACAGCUAGUACUGAUGCCCCGUGCUCGUAACAAUGACCAGUCUCAGUGUCUAUUCAUAAUACUUGCAUCUUUGUUUUAAGCCCUACGUGCUAGCAUACCAUAUCGCAGUUAGUUGGCUCAAAUCUGAAUUUACUUAUCUGCUGCAGAAAUACAGCUCCUGAUGCUCA
Messenger RNA from Aegilops tauschii subsp. strangulata, 1324 nucleotides. RefSeq names its product single-stranded DNA-binding protein, mitochondrial. Gene Ontology annotation, molecular function: single-stranded DNA binding. Gene Ontology annotation, biological process: mitochondrial DNA replication; positive regulation of helicase activity. NCBI's taxonomy places the organism in Eukaryota, Viridiplantae, Streptophyta, Magnoliopsida, Poales, Poaceae. The record is from RefSeq and is a predicted model, not a curated record. Gene Ontology annotation, cellular component: mitochondrial nucleoid.